CUAUUGUAAGAAAGAAAAGCGCUUGGGAGAAGAAUCCACAUGACGGUGUCUGAGGAUUAAUCCCUUUUUUUCCGUUUUUUUUUUUUUUUUUUUUUUUUUUCCUUUAGUCUCCUCACAUGAAAACCCGUGCGCUCCGGUCCCGUGCGUUUUGUUCCUUCCUUCGCAGACUGAGUGGACUUACACCAUCAGAGGCGAUGAGAUGUGAGUGAGCUAUGCCUUGUGGAAAUGGACAGACUUUUUCCAAGCGAAAAUAUGGCGUCUGCGUCCCGAGGUUUAGCUUCUUUUCCAGUCUGCUUGUGGCGCUCUGCUGCCUGGAGGUGUGGGGCUCCGGGCCGCCGUCGAGCUGCAGCCCCUGUCCGGUUAACUGCAGCUGCGCACUGGCGGGGCCCCAGGCGUCCUGCGUCGUCAACUGCUCCAACAUCGGGCUGGAGAGGGCCCCAGUGGCGGCCGACGUCCCCCACAACACCAACGUGCUAGAUCUGUCCAAAAACCACAUCUCUUCUCUUGACACCAGCCUGCUAGAUCGGCUCACUGGCCUUCGAGAACUGUAUCUACAGGGGAACAGGAUCAAUGUUCUCCCCAGGGGGGUGUUCUGCUGUGGGCCAUUGUCAAUCCUCGAUUUGAGCAACAACCAAAUCACAACCAUAAAAGAAAGAAUAUGUGACAACCUGUGCAAUUUAACACAAAUUGAUCUGAGCAACAACCCUUUCGAGUGCGACUGUAAACUCUUCAGGUUGGUCAGCUGGCUACAGGAGAAAGGGGUUCGAGUUCGACGCCCAGAUGCCAUGCUCUGCAACCAUCCCCCUGAGCUCCACCACCAACCGCUGCUCAACGUUAGCCUGCUCACCUGUGGUCUGAAUUAUGCAGCUUGUCUUGAAGACAGCAGCAGCGGAGGAGGCGGACGUAACGAGCUUGUUAUCUUCUCUUCCUCCACACCGGGAAAUUUUACACGUGAGCAGUGUAACAGUGUGUGUUUCCUGAUGUCACACCGCUACGGGGGUUUGGGAGCAAGGCAUGAAUGUCUCUGCAGCACAAAUUCUGAGCCCAACUUCAUCAGCGAGUCUCAGUGUUCUGCUGCCUGCACCAACCCAGAUGUUAUGAAGGACUGUGGGUGGACUCUGGCCGAGGAUGUGUUUGCGGUGGACUUCUCCGUCUCUGUGAAGCCUGUUCCGCUCCAAAGUGUUCACGACCAAAUCAGUUUCUCUGCCACUUCCUCCGUCACUCCUGUAACUCUCUCCUGGGACUUUGGCGACCAUUCAUCACGGGUUAACACUUCCGAAACAGAAGUCACUGGUGUCUCACACAAAUAUGGACUUCCAGGACACUAUGUAGUCAGUUUGAUGGCAUGGGCGGGACACAAGGAGGUCUCUGCACGGGGAGAGGUGACAGUGGCGCUUCCUCCCAAACUAGAACUGCUUUGUCCUUCUCUAGUUGUGGCCAAUAAAAGUUUAGAGCUCACACUCAUCAGCUGGGGUUCCAUCAGCUUGGAUAUAGACUGGAAAAUUACAAAGGACGGCAUCCAGGUUGCUAAAGCCUCUCCUCAUUGUCCAAGGGAUGGGGUAUUCCACAGCGAGUCCUCACACUGUUUCCAGAUUGUUCCAGGGGAGUUGAGCUGGACAGAUGCUCGAAAGCAGUGUUCAGACCGCGGUGGGGAUCUGGCAAUAGUUCGACCUGACACGCUGCGUAACCUGCUGGCACAUAAAGUCACACAGGAGCGAGGCGUGUGGCUGGGCUUGAGUGAUGUUGACACUCCUGGAAAGCUGCGUUGGGUGAACACCUCAGAGGCAGAGGAUGGAGAGGAGGGUCUGCAGCGUCGGACUCAAAUCUCCCGUGGAAACAUGUGUGUAUCACUCGAUCAGCGUGGGCAGAUCAGUUCACACCCAUGUAACGCCAAACGGGCUUACGUUUGCCAGUACAGUCCCCAAGUACGUGUUCCAGAUGCAGGGGUCUACAUGGUUGGCCUUGCUGUCUUUCCCACUCAUAAUCCUCUGCAUUCAGCCCCAUCUGCUCCUCUCACUGCACCACCACCACCCAUCAGCAGCAUAGAAGUGUUGCUAUUCCCAGCGCUGAGCUUUGUCCAGGCAGGUCGACUGUCUUCUUUAGAGUUCAUCACGCAGAGGCUGAAGUCACAUGUCCACAUCCUAUUCCAGACGUACAGACCCCACUGUCAUCAUCGUGGCCUUCACCUGCUGCUCCCCAGCUGUGGAGGUCCGGCAUGUGCUCCUGUAGCUGUUUGUGUUCCUAAUAACACAAAGAAAAGUGAACCACCGUCUUGCCCUCCACAUGAGCAAUGGUGUCCCUUCCAGCGUCACUGCCUUGGCCUUUCCACUCCCUGUCAACCAUCGUCCUGUCCGAACUGCACCCAAACUCACCGUCUGUCCACCGGGGUAUACAGGCCCCGAUACACACUGCAGAAUGAGAUUCUCAUCACUUUACCACCAGGACCUGGUGCACACAUAUUGGUGCAAGAACACCUGGAGGACCUCCUGGUUUCCCCUGGUGAUGUCUUUGCUCUGCAGCAUGAUGCUGGCCCCACCUCCUUUCUCCACUGCCAAUCAUCCCCACACUCACCUUGGAGACAGCCUGUUUUAGCAGUCAACCAAUCAGAGUGGUUCUGGAUUAACAACAGCAGACACACAGAUGAACAUGACUACCUCCCUGACCCAGAGCUGGACGUAGAGGCUCUGGUGGCAGAUGGAGAGGGAGGCUGGCUGGAGGAGGUGAUGUGUCCUGUCAGAGUCCUCUAUGUUGGGAGCAGUGAGACCAAACUACAGGGAGCACAGCUGUCUGCUGGUUUAAGUCAGCCUGGCCUCUACAACCUGCUGGUGACUUCAGCUGAGCCGUCCUACCCUGCCUCAGCUACAUGCCCAUUACGGGUGGUGCCGCCUCUGGGCUUAACGAUCAUCCACCCAGCUCCACAUAAUGGCACCAUCUAUCUUCAACCCAAUGACACGCGGCUGCUACUCCGUAUCCAGUCACGCUAUUUAACAAAAGUUUCACAGCGAGGCAGCAAUAGCAGUGUGAUCUUCCUGCCUGACUGUCCCCUGGAGUUUUUGUCAAGCCCUGGACUCUGUUUGCCUGGACCAACUUCAGGAUCUGGGCCUGAGGCUGCAGAACCCAGUCAGUAUGCAGUUUUGGAUUUGGGCCUUGGAAUGGAGGAACAAAAGAUGCCAGUGCAGGUGGAGCUAGAGGCCCACAAUAAUGUGACAGAGGCCAGCCUUACUGUGAUUGUACACCUGGAAAAGCCACUCAGUGGGCUUGUGGUGCAGCCACACCCUGCCCACAGGGUACUGAUGGAGUCCGUCGUGAGCUACACUGCAUCUGUGCAUGAAGGCUCCAAUCCUACAUUUAAAUGGACAGUUGAUGACAAACCGUACUUCACCUAUUACAACACUGUGCUCAACGUGAUCUACCAGCAUGCUGCUGUUUACAAACUCACAGUGACAGCCAUGAACCAUGUCAGCAGCCUCACAGAGCACUUUAACGUGACAGUGGACAGACUACAGCCCAUGGCUAACCUCACAGUCAAAGGAGUACCAGAUGUUGUCCCUCAGGGCUCCACUCAGACUCUCAGCACCUCUGUGCUCGUGGACAUGUCUGUAGCUGCCACCUUUCGAUGGUCUUUUGGUGAUGGUGGGUAUAAGGAGUUUGAGUAUAAGCCUCCCUACUCCUCGUCCCUCAACUGCCCUGACUCCCCCAAUCAAGUCCUCCUAAGCAACAAUGUCACUUAUAUUUACUCUCAGCCAGGAAUAUACACAGCUUUGGUGUCCGUGUCUAAUCGCUAUGAAAAUGUCAGUCAGAACAUCAACAUGAGUGUCUACAGCAUCCUCAGCCAUGUUGAUAUACAGACUGAGCCACGUCUGCUCCUAGCUCAUCAGUCAGCUGAAUUUGAGGCUCAUCCUUUGCCCUCGCCCUAUGGCAUUGUCUAUGACUGGCACUUUGGAGAUUACUCUGUCCCUUUGCAAGGUCGACGUGUGACACACACCUAUGCACAGAGUGGUGUCUACAAUAUCUGUGUAUCAGUAAAUAACACCAUCAGCUUUAAACAAGCUUGUGCUGAGACAUUUGUGUAUGACAAAAUUGAAGGUUUAACAGCAAAAAGCUCCUCUCCCACGGAGCUUCACAGUCCUGCAUCAGUGUGGGCACAUGUUACAGCUGGUAAUAACAUCACAUGGACUUUCUCCAUGGGUGAUGGGACUGUGUACACUUUAUCCAAACCUCAUGUGUCACACAACUAUUCUGAAGAGGGCAAUUAUACUGUGAAUGUAACUGCCUCAAAUGCUGUAAGCUCUGAUUCGACAGUCCUACCAGUUAAGGUGUUUGUCUUCCAAGUUGUAGAAAUAGAACCAUGUGGGUGUGUCCAAGAGAGGACUCUCGUCAACUUUAAGGCUUAUGUGACUGGUAACGCAUCCGCUCAUCUUUAUCAAUGGAGCUUUGGGGAUGGAAGUCCCAAUGAAACCCACUAUGGUGACUCCAACAUGUCACACACCUAUUCAGCCAGUGGGAACUACCACCUCUCCCUUGUUCUUUCCAGUGGUCUCAAUGAGGCUACCAAGUCCAUCUUAGUGUGUGUGCAACCGGCUUUAAUAAACAUCAACUUUACCCCUGAGAAAUUACACUAUGCUGUUGGAGAGACGGUUCAGUUUCAUGUCAAAGUGGAGCCACAAUUUAACUACGGCUAUCAGUGGGACUUUGGAAGAGAGCAAGAUCAUGUACUUAUUCACACUUCUGAGAAUGUUGUCACAACAUAUAAAGACCCUGGUCAAUAUGUUGUGACUGUCACCGUAUUCAAUAAUAUCUCCACCAGUAAUGCCAGUGCUCAGAUUGACGUUCACAUGCCAGUAGGACCAAUUGUCAUUCAACAUAAUGGCACAAAACACAAUAACCUCACCCUGAGAGCGCCCUAUGCUUUUAUGACCUCCUCUUUGGCCACUGAUGUCACUUACACAUGGAACUUUGGGGACGGGAACAUGCAAAUAGGCCAGAAUAUCAUCCACAAUUACAACAUAUCAGGGAAGUACAAUAUUACACUGACAGCUGCCAACACAGUUAGUAGGAACCAUACUGUUUUACCUGUUGUUGUGCUUGCACAGAUCCAUGGGUUAACAGUCAAUGCCAGCCUGGUAAAUGUCCCUCUAAAUGCAUCAGUUCACUUUGAGGCCCAAAUGGAAGAGGGAGAUGGUGUCCGAUUCUCUUGGAACUUGUGUGACCGCUGUACCUCCCACCUCCCUGAGACCCCCACAACGUUUUAUACAUUUCGCUCUGUGGGCACAUUUACCAUCAUUGUCACAGCAGAGAAUGAUGUAGGAACAGCGCAAGCAAGUAUUCUUGUCUUUGUCCAACGUGAACUGGAAGGGCUGCAAAUUUUAACAGAUGAGGAGAUCAGUGGCGGGGGAGUUGGUGGAUUAAAUGGUUGCUGCUUUGCUACAAAUCGUGAUUUGCACCUUCACGCAGGGUUAAAAGAAGGAACCAACAUGACUUUUACCUGGAACCUCAACAAAGAAUUUGAUCCUCUCAGAUCCAGCUUCAACAUAAGUGCAAAGUCUGUAGCGGUGAAUUUUCCCACACCAGGUCCAUGUGACAUCGGUCUUCGGGCAGCCAACCUGCUGGGCCAGCUAUCUGUCAACAGAACCAUCUAUUUCCUCGAACCAACUGGAUUAGUGUCCCUGCAUAUCAGCAAUAACCCUGUUGCAGUCAAUGCUCCAACUAACAUGACAGUAUUAGCAUUGGAGGGCACAGAUCUACAGUAUCGCUGGUCUGUGAAUGAUGUGGUUCUGCAAGGGAACGAGCCCUGGAAGAUGCAUACUUUCAUCAGUCCGGGCCUGAAGCAAGUUAGUGUGGAGGUUUUCAAUGAAGUUAGCUCAGAGGUUGUAUCAGAAGUUGUCCAGGUGCAGGAAGUCAUUUCUGGGCUAAGGUUCACUGCUACAAAUGUGACCGAGCAGAUUUAUGUAGCGACAGGAGUCAAUGUCUCACUGCAGGCGGAGGUUGAUAAAGGAACUAAUGUGACAUGGACAUGGUUCUUGGAUGGAAUAACAGAAACUGGAAACAAAACCUCACUCAUUUUUCACGAGCCAAAAACAGCAACCAUUAUUCUGAACGCCACCAACAACGUCAGUGAACAGGUGGUGUCCAGGGAGUGGUUUGUUCAGGACAGGAUUCAAGGGUUGGAGCUGAAGGCAAGUAAAAAGUUUGCAGCAGUGGGAGAGAAAGUGGAGUUCAACAUUUCUCUGAUAUCCGGCUCAGAUGUGCAUCUGACCCUCAGCAUCAGUGGGGACACCACUGUUUUCCCUGAGCCCAACCAAACCUAUGUCCACACAUUCACUAGGGUGGAUACCUACAUGGUGAAUCUCACCGCUCACAACCAGGUGAGUUCCAAGCGGCGGCAACUUCAGGUUGAGGUGAUGGAGCCGGUGCGUGGUCUCUCCAUUGUGGAUUGCUGUCCGGCUGCCAUCCCUGUUAAUGUGAAGAGGUCCUUUGUUGCUAACAUCCAAACAGGCAAUCCUGUCAGAUUCCUGUGGACCUUUGAUUUGCACCAUCUCAACAAACCAGCAUAUAUGAGCAAAGAGGUAUUCUAUACACCAGAAGAACCUGGUCUACUAACCAUCUAUCUGAAGGCCAUCAAUGCACUACAUGAUCAGAACAUCACUAAGCACAUCCUGGUGCAGAACCUGCUGACAAGAGCCACGCUGUAUGCAUCACCGCGGGACACUUUCAUCAACAAGACAGUGACACUUAUGGCCUUGGUUGAACCCAAAUCUACUCCUGUGGAGUGCUUGUGGGAUUUUGGAGAUGGUUCCACCUUCACUUAUACCAACAACACAAGUGUGGGUUAUGUCUACAAAUACCCAGGACAUUACCGAGUCCAAGUGAACUGUAGUAACCUGGUCAGCUCUGUGUUGGCUGAGGUAGAAGUAAACAUCACUGUAUUAGAGUGCGAGGAGCCAGAAGUGCAGGUGCAAGCCCCCCGUCUUUCUAUCUGGCGUUCCCACCUCACUGUGUUUGAUGCCAAUGUCGACCUGAAAGGCUGUGUACGCUAUGGAGCGCAGUACCUCUGGCAGAUAUUCCAGACACCCCACUGUGAUAAUGAUAAAGACGACCGUAUUCUCUCCGAGGAGGGGUCAGAGCCCUCACAGCCUCUCCCAGUUCACCUACCAGCAGAAGUGGAUAUGCGGCGCCUUCAGCUGUCAUUGCCGAAGAUGACACUGGCAGCAGGGACCUACACCCUGGUGUUUUCUCUGUCAUAUGAAGGUGUACCACUGAGGAAAGCUGCCUGUCUGGAGCUUAGUGUCAUGGCUGCCAGGCUGAUGCCGAUUAUAGAGGGAGGCUCUCACAGAGUUUGGUCUCGAACCCAGGACUUGCAACUCAGUGCGGAGCAGUCAAGUGACCCCAACAUGGACCCUGAAAGCCAACCACUGCUGCAGUACCGCUGGGAAUGUCAGAACACAUCAAAGGGUCCAGAGCACUGCUCCAGUCUGAAUUUUGGGUAUGGCUCCAGCGAUCCAGUGCUUGGAAUAUCUGGCUCUGAGCUUGAAGCAGAUGUUGAAUACACUUUCAAACUGACUGUCAGCAAAGAUGGCAUGGCACCGGAGUCAACCACACAGACAGUGCUCGUCCAAAGUGGACAUAUUCCCAUGGUUUAUCUGGAGUGUGUGUCCUGUAAGGCUCAAUCCAUUUACGAGGUCAGCGAAAACUCUUACGUCUACCUGAAAGGAACCUGCACCAACUGCCAGGGUGUCCCUCGAGGGCGCUGGAGUGCCACAACUUUGCAGAAAGACACUCUGGUCCUUGACUCCUCCUCCACCACCACAGGAAAUGGAGGCAUGAACUUGGUGUUGCGCCAGGGCGUUCUGCGCCAUCAAGACUCCUAUAUCUUCACCCUGCAUGUGACUGAUGCCAGCCUGGAUGGUGAAGGAGCUGCGUCCAUCACACUCCACCGCAACAUGCCUCCAGCUGGAGGGGAGUGUCACCUGGGAGGGGGAGGUGAAGCGGGAAUGGAGUACAGCGAUGGAGACGGUGAAGGCUGGAGGAUACGCACACUGAUGGACCGAGUUCACUUCAACUGCUCAGGUUACAGGGAUCUUGGGGUUUCAGAGACACCCUUGCUUUACAGUCUGUUAGUGACUCGCUGCAGAGAAGAUUACUGCGAGGACUUCUGUGUGUAUAAAGGCAGCAGUCCAGAGCACUCGGCUUUCCUGCCUCCUGGCUUCAGCUCUGCUCGACACCGUGUAUCUGUUUCCAUCACAGUGGAAGACCACCAGGGAGCGGCUUCUAUUGCACGCAACAAGACCAUCGAGGUUGUGCUGCCAGAUCCCCCCCCUGAAUACAGCAGCCUCCCCCACUGGCUGUCCAAUCUGACUGACAGCAAACUGAAAACACUCCUGGAGCAGGGGGAUUCUCAGAGGGUUAGAGAGCUAUCACUGGCUCUUAUUACAGUUUUAAAUGAGUAUGAGCAGACCAGAGGGUCAGCACGUGUGUCUCAAGCUGAGCGUGAAUAUAGAGUUCGAGUCCGCAGCAACAUCACCAGAGCUCUGACUUCUCUGGAUCUGACCACAGUUAGCGACAUCCAGCAGACGUCAGCUGCUCUGGCACAGUGCACGGCGGUGAGUCGAGAGUUCAUCUGCGAGGAGUGUCAGAACAGCACGCUGAACAAGCUGGAGUCCAUGUUGGAAAUUCUGCAGACGGACACCAAGCAAGGCACUGUCACUCCCACUGAGAUAGCUGACAACAUCCUGAACAUCAUGGGUGAUCUAAUCCAUCAGGUCAGCCAGUCAGCCUCCCAGUCUUACAUCCCUCCUCCUUAUGUGGACUCCUCUCCACCUUCAUCCACCUUGUUGUCUGCUACUCUUGAGCCGGGUGGAGCCCUGUUAGAAUCUUCUCCCUCCUUAUUUGAACCACAUCCUCUGCGUGUGGCUGCCAAAGCCUAUAACCUGUCCUCCGUCCUCAUGCUGAUCCUUAUGCACGCCCGUGUGCUCAACGAGGAGCCUCUCGUGCUGAAGGGAGCAGAGAUCGCUGCUACAGGAAAACUAGCAGACCCCCAGAGCCUGCUCUGUUACCAUGGCAACAACAGUCCAGAGUGCCAGCGGUUCUCCAUACCUCGAGCUUUCAACAAAAGUCUUGGCAGAGCUGCUGCCGGAAACAGCAUCAUGCAGCUACUUUUUCAGGUUGAGUCCAAUCCUUUCCCUUUCAACUAUGUGGCGAACUACACUGUCUCAACUGAGGUGGCGUCUAUGGAAUUUCGAACAGAGAACGGCACCCAGAUUCCCAUCUCAGGCCUGGAUGACAGUUUAGCCAUCACUGUUGCCAUUAACAAUGGCAGUGGUAAUGGAGAAGUGGGCCCUGAGGGGUCUGGCACUGGGGGGGUCCCCAUAGCUGGAGCUGUAAACAUCAGCCACUGUGACUCCGUCAUCAUAAGAGUCAGCGCAAGAAACACCAACCGGCAGGCAGGACUGUUUGUGCAGCUUAACUUCACUGCUCUGGAGGAUGUAGGAAGGCAAAGAAGAAAGAUGGAGGAAGAGGGGGAGCCAUAUAUCACAGCCUACCUUCACUCUCAUGAACAACCCAAUGAGUUCAACUACACAGACAGAAAACAUAUCACACUUGGAAUGACCAGGGGGCAAGAACUAGACCAUAGGAAAUAUACCUUCUUCCUGUCGCCAGAAAUGUAUGACACCACACUGGACUACUUUAUCAACGUGAGCACACCCUGCGGCCCCAGCUCUCAGCCAGUGGGGGUCCAUUUAGAGGUCGGGGUUUUUGUCUCCCUGUGCCAGUACUUCAGUGAAAGUGAUAAGCAGUGGCGGACUGAUGGAAUGGUACCCCUAGCUGAAACUAAUGCCAGCAGAGCAGUGUGUCGCACCAGACACCUCACCGCCUUUGCUGCAGGCCUGUUUGUGCCACCCAAUGCCAUCAGCUUCAAAGUCCCAGAGCGUUCUGGGCCGCCAAGCCUUGUUGUGCUGCUGGUGUGUAUUUUGGGUUUACUAAGCUAUGUUGUGGCUGCAGCCAUUUUACAUAAGCUGGACCAGCUGGAUCUACGCCGGGCUGGUGUGGUUCCACUCUGUGGCCGAGAUGGGCUGUUCAAGUAUGAGGUUCAGGUCAAGACUGGUUGGAGCCGAGGGGCAGGGACCACAGCCCAUGUAGGGAUCAGUUUGUAUGGACGUGAGAGUCGCAGUGGACACCGCCACCUCGACAGCAGAGGAGCCUUUUCACGCAAUGCUCUGGACAUCUUCCAUAUUGCCACAGAUACCAAUCUAGGAAGUGUGUGGAAAAUACGGCUUUGGCAUGAUAACAAGGGUUUGUCUCCUGCAUGGAUGCUUCAGUACGUCUUGGUCAAAGACCUACAAACAGGAAGCAGCUACUACUUCCUGGUUGAAGAGUGGCUGUCAGUAGACAAUGAACGAACAGACGGACGGGUGGAGAUUGAGGUUGAGGCAUCAGAGGAGGCUGUGCUCCGUCAGCUGCCCCGACUCCUGCACUGUGAGCUGCAGAGGGCAGUAUGUGAAAGUCACCUGUGGCUUUCACUCUGGGAACGGCCCCCUCGCAGCCCCUUCACCCGCCUGCAGAGAGCUACAUGCUGUGCUGUGUUACUGCAGCUCAUACUGAUGGCCAACACACUGUGGUACAGCAUAGUAGUGGACAAACGAUACAGCCUGAGGGCCGUGUCCAGGUUUUCCUCAUUAAAUGGAGAGACUGUGGCAGCAGGAGUUGUGGCCUGUCUGAUCGUCUACCCUCUCUAUCUGCUUGUUUUCACACUGUUCAGAAUGAGCCGCAGCAAGUGUGUAUCUGUGGAGCAGGUGUCACCACAAGUGGACCAGGAGUCAGUGGAGAUUGAUGAUUUUCUGGACAACUCCAUGGCUGGAAGUUCCUUCCUGUUUUUUAAUGGAGAGACCAAUUCAGAAGAAACCAAUGUGGAUUUACCCACCCCUUCAACCAAAAGUGUGGAGAGUUGGGGCAUGGCAGAGGAGGAGAUGGAGGACAGGGACUGGCCGGAGCUCCUGAGUGAUGUGUCAGUGGUGGGAGGGAUGGGGUAUGGAGCGGGGCUACCCAGACUGAAGAGGGGUCAAGGGAGCAGGCACCUUGGGGUGGACAUGACCUUUAACCCAGACGAAGAGGACGGCACUGAACAACGCAACAAAUAUUUCACCUCUUCAGACGAGGAUCUGAUCAAGCACAUCCUGGCUGACGGACAGAACUUCUUUCCUCAAGCAGAUGAAAGUGAAAUGGCUGACCUUUCAAGCAUCCUCGGAGAUAAGACAGAAGUGAUUCUCCUACAGAAAUUGAAUGAACCUCUUCCUCUGGAGACUGUCAGAAGGGACCCACCGAAAACUGCCUUCACCUCAAACACUGUUGUGACAGAUGUGUGUCGUCCCAGACGAUUCCCUCCCUGGUGUGGUCGUGCUGCUUUGUGGGGAAGCUGGUCAGGAAUUGCUCUGGCCAAUGCUGUUUCAAUUUGGACGGGCCACAGUUUCAGUCAACGUGUGGCCAUGAUGUGGCUCAUUUCAUGUUUUGCUAGUUUCCUGUGUUCCUGCCUUCUGUUGGAGCCAAUAAAGGUGUUAUGUGAGGCAGUUUACUACGCAGUGUUUGUGUGUCGUCUGCGUCCGGAGGACCAGGACGUGCUGGUGGAGUUCCCUCGGGUGGAGAGAGUUGUUCAGAGGGUCCCCAGGGUGCGACCUCCACAGGGAUUUGCUCUGUCCCAGGCCCGGCACCAGGCCCGCAAGGUCCACAUGCUGCACACCAUGUUGAAGAAUUUCCUGGUUUACAUGUUUUUGUUGUUGGUGGUUUUACUUCUCAAUUAUUCUGACACGGCCAAAGACACACACAGCCUGAGACUGCGCACUCAGCUGCAGAGAGCCCUACACACACCUGAGUAUCACAGCAUCACCAGCCGAGAUGAUGUUCUGAUGUGGUUGAAUGAGUCUUUGUUGCCUCGCCUACUGGAUGACCCUGCCCUUUUAAAAGAUACAGGAAGUGUGUUACUCGGCACAUUGAGGCUCCGACAAAUUCGUGACACACCGGUUCCUGGUGGCUUCACAGCAGGAGAAACAGUCCUGGGUAAAGGCUGGAUAACAUUUCCCACCAAAGAUGAUAACAAUAAAACAGCACUCAAUGACUCUGAUGCAAAUGGGACAUGGCGUUUGGGUCAGAACCAGAUGCCUACCAGUACAGAUCUGAUCCACCAUCUGAAUAGAAGCCUGGGCGAAGCCUCUUCCACUCUUCUGCAGCUGCAGCAGCAGCACUGGCUCGACUACAGGACCCGUGCUGUGUUUGUGGAGUUUUCACUGUACAACAUCAACACCAACCUCGUGGCCGUCUUCUCCUUCAUCUUUAAGUUCCCAGUUUCUGAGCGUGCCCAGUCCAGCCUUGACCUUCUUGUCAUCACCCUGUGGCCAAUCACAGGCCUGGAUUUGCAGCUCCUCCUCAUGAUGGUCCUCCUGGCCCUGGUGUUGUACUUCCUGGUGCGGGGGAUCAUGGGAUUCCUCAGAGAGGGUUUUGUGUACCUUAUGUCAGCCUGGAGACUCCUGGGCAUCUGUAAACUGGCUCUGGCUCUAUCUGUGUGCGGUCUGCACCUGAGUCGCUGCAUCAUGGCCAAGCAGCAGUGGGCGUCGUACCUGCAGCACCCACGGGACGCCUUCACAGACUUCUACCCCCUGGCCAAACAGAGCCACAUGUACACAGUCAUCUCUGCUUUACUGCUCUUCAUACUUGUGCUCAAGGCGUCCCACCAGUUGCGGUUUCUCAGAGAGUGGGCUGUGUUUGGCAGAGCUUUACGGCGCUCGGUCUGGGAGCUGCUGGGAGUUGCCGUGGCUUUACUGCUGCUGUUACUGGCUUACGCACACACAGGACACCUGCUCUUUCACUCUAUAUUCGAUGGCUACAGCAGUGUGAGCUCGGCCUGUCUGUCGCUGUUGGGUACUGGUGGGUGUGGCCUGUUAUACUGGAGACCAGUGUGGUCCAUCACUGGUCCCUUCAGCGGCGUCUCCACGCUGGUGUUCCACACAAGUUUCGCCAUACUUCGGCUGGUGUUACUGUGGCUCGUCACCUCGGUGUUACUGAGGAACUACCGGCGAGCACGAGCAGAGCUGUACCGCCCAGCCGUUGACCUCCAGGAUUAUGAGAUGGUCGAGCUGUUCCUACGCAGACUCAAAAUGUGGAUGGGUCUCAGCAGGGCCAAGGAGUUUCGUCAUAAGGUGCGUUUUGAGGGCAUGGAUCUGCCUCCGUCACGCUCCUCCUCCACCAGUGACUGUAAGUCUCUGUGUUUGCCGCCCCUGGACGGUCCCGACUCCCCACCGACCCCAGACAGCGUUGACGCCGGCUCUGAGGCUUCGUGGCGCCCAACCUCCUCCAGCCCCUGCAGCCUGACCGAGGCCCCUGGCAUCGGACUGGGGCUCGGCCUCGGACUGGGACUAGGGCUCGGCCCUGGUGUGGUGGUAGGAGGAACCAGCUGGAGGGAGAGGGCAGAGACCGAGGCCUCGCUGAGGAGGCUCCUACCGACACUGGACGCCCUGCUGCAACAGCUCGACCGUGUCACCAUGGCAACAGAGGACCUGUAUCACAUCGAGUGCAGACUGGAGCGGGCCCAAAGGAAAAGGAGGCACAGAGGGAGAGAAAAAGGGGGAAGAGGAGGAGGUCAGGGAAAGAGGAGUGAGAUGGGGCAGAAGGGGAAGGGAGACAAAGACUCUGGAUGGAGAGAACGAAAGAGUGGAAAAGACAAACACAAAGGGAGCAAGAAGAGCAAAAAGACAGAGAAGAGUGAUUCAGCAAAGGACUGUGGAAACACUAAAAAGACUCCUGCAGCCACUCCUGUUCCCUUCUUAAAGUCGAAACCAGCCCCUUCACAAACCCCCGCCCCUCCUUCGACAAACAGAUCUGUUGUCAGUGCACCUCCGCCCACACCAGUGACAGACAAACCUGACCCCGUGUCUCGCACCAACACUCUGUCCAAAACUGUCACCGUGCCUCCAUGCACUCCUGCACCAACUCCCUCCAUACCAUCUACUCCUGCCACUACACCCAUUAGCCCCACCCAAACGGUCACAGGUCGCAAAUGGGACCCCCCCACAGAGAGAGAGACCUUCCCUCCCUCCUCCAGCCUGUUCAACCACCCAGCUCACACAAUCACCAUCCCCACACACAAACGAAAACGCAAACCCCCACCUCUGAAAAACAAGGUGCACCCAAACCUCGACAGGCACGGGCCUGGACACCCGAAAUCCUGAGGGGUGGGGGCUCUGAGUAAAGGAGGGACAACACAACUGAAACAAAAAGAUGGAGAAAAGAAUGUCAGAGAAAAUGACGGGUUAAGGACGAGAGGAGGACGGGGCAGCGGGUUUGUUCCCACGCCCCUCUCUAAACCCACGGAGAGGAAAUGCAAAAAAGAGAGACAAGUCCAUUGGGCAAGUCAAACGCAGAGAAAUAAAAGAACACCUGAUGGCCUGCGCUGCCAAAAUCAAAACUCUUGUCUCUCAGAAACAAGGUGCCGGUCACCAGUUACUAACUGAGCUGGCUGAGACUUUUAAAGCAAGAGACUGUCCUUCGUCCUUUUUCUGUGGACCAAAACUGACCCCUGAAGCCAUGUGACCCUGGAGGUUAUAUGGGGUUGAUGACAGGAGCACACGAACGUGCUCACCCAACAAUGAAUAGAAAGCAGUCUGUGUUUUGUAUGUUUCUCAUGAUUUCUCAGUUAUGUGUAUCUACAUGUUUUUAUAUCAAAGCAAUAUUACUAUGGGUACUUGUGGCCUGUGAAGGAAGUUUGAUAAAUUUGCAUGCAGGUGCACACAGAGUUACGCACACACGGUUAGUUAUACACAUGCAUUAAAAAAAAAAAACACUGUAGGUCCAGAGGUGCUUAUAUUAAUGUGUCGUACACUUCACCCCACAGAGGUACAAGAGGAAAAAACAAACUGAAUCACACAGGAUCAGAAACACACACACUGGGCUGUUGUGAUCCCAGCAGCCACUUCUUCAGGGCAUGAAUAGAUUUGUUCUGUCUACAGAUGGUCUGUGGAUAUAAAGCUAAAGGGAAGACAUGAAAAGGCAGCAGAAUGACAAAUAGUAAGUGUAGGAAGUGAUGGUAAGAGUGGAAAAAAGAUGGGUAAAGAGGUAGUGAUAAUGAUGGGUAAAAAA
This is a messenger RNA of Sphaeramia orbicularis (orbiculate cardinalfish), 15120 nucleotides long. It is a transcript of the gene pkd1a, whose product is annotated as polycystic kidney disease 1a. Gene Ontology annotation, molecular function: monoatomic cation channel activity; protein binding. The record is from RefSeq and is a predicted model, not a curated record. Lineage: Eukaryota; Metazoa; Chordata; Actinopteri; Kurtiformes; Apogonidae. Gene Ontology annotation, biological process: calcium ion transport. Gene Ontology annotation, cellular component: plasma membrane. The coding region runs from base 213 to 14213 and encodes 4666 amino acids. The transcript has 56 exons.